AGAAUGAAAUAGCACGCUCCUGUUUUGCUGAACGUUUCUAACAUUUGCAUUUUCACGUAACGUGGACUAUUGUUAAUUUGGAAUGAGCUAAACCUGUAACGGGGAUGGACAUUAUUUUAGUACUUGUAUAUGUGUUUUCAAAUGCAUUUUAUGUAGCAGGCCAUCUUGUAAUUUUACAUAGCAAAUCCACGAAAAUAGAAAAUAGUUUUAUAGAUAACGCACAGUUAUGUGCGCAUGACAGAACCACGAAGAGGGAUAUAUUUUGUGGUACACAUUUCCUGUUUCCUAGCAACGAGCAGGAAGUAUGUGGAAUGGGAUGGAAGAAAAAAAUAAUCAAACAAGACUGGUCUUUUAGGAAUAUAAAUAACUUUGUGGUGAGUAAAAACAUAGUGCUGGAUUUAAAUACCAUACACUAGACAUUCCAGAACAUAUUUGGCUGGACGCAAGAAUCAAAUAGAUGCACUCAUGUUGUAACUGCAUCCAUUCUACCACAGAAAGUACAUUUAAUAUUCAAUGGAGUGGUACUAAAUUGAUCCCAUUCUUGUGCAGUCUUCCUAUUUGGACCGUACAAUGAAUGUAAGCUCUUGUGAUAUGGAGGUGCUGGGAAUCUGAUGUAUUUCCCCCCACAAUUAUCUAGCUCAAAUAUUUACAAUACUAUCCUGUAAUGGCUAUGCAAGAGCUUGGCAGGACUAAAGGCUUCCCUUGCAAACACUGUGGCAUAGUGUCCUCCAACAUGCCAAGCCUUCUGGAACACAUGGAUAGUCACUACCAGCAAGAAGAAGAUCGCAAGUUCAGAUGCGAUGAAUGUGGCCGACGCUACAGGCAUGCAGGUAGCUUGGCUAACCACAAGAAAACGCACGAGUUGGGUUCUUUUCAUUGUCCAAUAUGUGCUAGGAAGCUCUCAAACCCUCUGGCCCUGAAGAGCCAUCUGCGCAUCCACACAUCACAGAAGAAGUACUCCUGCAUGGACUGUGGGAAGGCCUUUAGGCUAGCUACUCAGCUGGCCACCCAUCAAAGGGUCCAUCUCUCUGGGCAAUCAAAGAGGAGAGCCGGUUGGAGGGCCACUGCAGAAUAUUCUCCAAUUGAGAAUGGGGAUGAAAUUGAAGAUCAUGAUGACUUUGAAAAGCUGUCGAUCUUGGUGGCUGACCAGCAAGACACGGGGAUGGAUAUUGUGUCUGAUAAUAACCUUAGCCAAGAGGACGCAGAGGUUAUCCCCAACUCGGCAAAUUAUUGUGAAAACCUGGGCUUUGAAGCAGGGGAUCGACCUUUCAAAUGUGGUCAGUGCGAAAAGUCAUAUAGACACCAUGGAAGCCUGAUCAAUCAUAAGAAGUCUCACCAGGUAGUGCACUCAAACAUCCCUAUCUGUUUCAAGCAGUUAAAUAAUCUUGCUGCCCUCCAUAGUCACCAGAGAACCCACAACAAGUCCAAAAGUGGGCCAGACACCCAUUACUUGGAAGUCACUUACGCAGGCAGAGCACCAGAGCAGUUUUCACCCCUGAACAGGGAUGCUCCAGUGCAUUUCUGUCACCUGUGUCAAGUGAUGUUUCCUAAUGAUGAUGAGUUCCAGGAACACAUCCAAAAGCAUAAUUCUUCCUCCAUGUCCUUUGGGCACGAUCAAGGUUUAUCUGAGGAUCAUCAUGACUCUUAUGACCUUAGUGUCACUCCUUCUCCUGACUCAAACUUUUAUUCACCACCUCUAAACAAUACUCCAUUGAUGGAUCAUCAAGGGGAGCAGAUCAAUGAUAUUCAAAUAUACUCUGACCACUCCAGUAACAAAUCCACCUUAAAUACUCAGGGAGAGACCCUAAUCUUGGAUCCAGAGAUUCCUGCUGACGAUCUAAGUAAAGCAGAAAAGUCCUCAGUUACAGAAAACGGUGAGCGCCGCUUCAAGUGCCAGGUCUGUGGCAAAAGCUACCGGCAUGCCGGGAGUCUCAUCAACCACAAGCGUUCUCAUCAGACAGGCAUUUACCAGUGUUCCAUCUGCCGCAAGAUUUACCCACACAUGGCUGCCCUCCGCAGCCAUGUCCGCAUCCACAGGGCCCAUCCGUCCUCCUUUAGCCUCGGCUCUGAAGGAGACUGGCUCUCUUCUGAGCCCCUAACACUGGAGAACCAGCAGGCCUGCUUUUCCUCUCAGGAGGGAGAUGCUAGCAAUAUGAUGACUCUUGCUCAGGAGAACACAAGUGAACACGGCAUUGGAGGAUCAUGCCAUGUGCAGUUUGACUCCGCCUUUCCCCAGGACAGAACUGUGCACCUACCUCACAAUGAACGCCAGAUGGAGAGUCACAUGUGUGCAGACUGUGGCGAAACAUUUGCAGACAUCGCAGGAAUCAAAUUGCACAUAUGCCCCCUGCUACAACCGCAGCAAGAGGCCAUGUCAAAUGACUAUGACAGUAACUUAACCUUCUUGGACACUAAUGGCCGAUGCACCAUGGGAAAUCCAGGAGAUCAUGUAGAGUUCCAGGGACUGAAUGGCAGCCCUAGACAAAGGUACUGUGGUGAACAUGACUUCCAUGAAGGCUUGAACGGGGAGCAGUUAAAUGGUGAUGGCAAAGAGGAGGAUGAAAAGGAUGAUGACGGAGAGCUCUAUCAGUGCUCAGCAUGUAGGAACUGCUACACAAGCAUGAGGGCUCUGAGGAGUCAUCUUCGUGGCCACACUCAAUCCCAUGGUAUUCCUACAAGCUCCGGCCCCUCCAUGUCCUCCCUAGAGGCUGAAAAAGAAGAGGACCCUGGAAAGAGACAUCAGAUGGAUGGGGGUCUGAUGAUCUGCAGUACUUGCGGAGAGAGUUUUGCCAAGAAGCAGGACAUGCUUUCCCAUCAGCUCAUACACAAUAAAGCACAGGCAGAUGAUGCUAAACACAUGCAUAUGGACAAUAGUAAUGGAACUAGGCACAAAGAGGAGGCGGACAGCAGCAUCUAUGGAAAUUGCGAUAUAUUUUGCACCAGUUACCAUCUUGAGACCCAUCAAUGUACAACAAAUGGGAAAAGUGAAUCUGCAAACGGUGUUGAAAAAAAUGAAAUGGGUGGCUCUGUCAACGGUAAAGAAUUAGGACACCUGAAAGAGAAUUUAAACAAUGGGGAUCGCCAGUACAAGUGUGAUCAGUGUGGAAGAGCAUACAGACAUGCUGGCUCCCUUCUCAACCAUAAAAAGUCCCACAAAACUGGAGUGUUCCGCUGCAUGGUUUGCCAGAAGCGCUUCUACAAUCUACUGGCCCUUAAGAACCAUCAGAGGACCCACUUUGAUGUUAAGAGACAUACUUGCAAUGAAUGUGGGAAGGCAUUCAAGAUACAGAAGCAACUAUUGAACCACCUAAGAUUUCACAAGGAGAACCGUGCCAAAAUACAGGAGCUCAACAACCAGAUUCAGGCCGUCAUGCAGAUGAAUGGCACGAGUUCAGAGGGAGGAAUGCGCUUGCUUAAUGCACCUGUCAAUCAAGCCACCACCACCCACAAAAAGGGUGGUGGUAGGCCAACCCCCAACAGAAAGAAUCCCAGUGUGGAGGAGGGGGCUCAGACUCGAGUCAAAUCAGUGGAAGCAGGCGACCCUCGCCCCUACCCCUGUGACCAAUGUGGGCGAACGUAUCGACACGCAGGAAGUCUGGUCAAUCACAAGAACUCUCACAAGACCGGUGAAUACUACUGCUCUGUUUGUAACAACACCUACUCCAACCAGCUGGCUAUGAAGAACCACCUGCGCAUCCACUUCUCAGUUAAAAAGCACAAUUGUCAAGAGUGUGGUAAGGCCUUUAGGGGAAAGAAGCAGUUGUCUAGCCAUAUUUGCGCACAUCUCAGAAAGGAUAUGCCAGGAGGGGUCAGGGGAAGAGGUCGCAGACGAGCAAGAAACGUUAAAUGUAAGCAGUGCAGACAGACAUUUAUAUCUGCUGACCAACGGACAGCCCAUACCUGUGGGUCACUGGCAAACUCAUCAGAGGGCAGUGAUGGACAAACGAGUAUGUCCUUGAAAAGGGAGGAGCGACCAUUCACCUGCAUCAUCUGCAAUCGCAGCUACCGCCACGCAGGCAGUCUCCUGAAUCAUAAAAACACUCAUAAGUCUGGCCACUUCAGCUGCACUUUCUGCUCCAAGCCCUUUUCUAACCCCAUGGCGUUACGCAACCACACACGAAUCCACACACAGAAGAAGAAGCAUUUCUGCCUGACCUGCGGGAAGGUGUUUCGGUUGGCCAGUAUCCUUCAUAACCACCAGAAGGUCCACACCAGGGUGGCCAACCACUUCAGCUGCCCAGAAUGUGGCAAGACCUUCCAGGGCAAGUCUGGGCUGAAGAGGCACCGCUGCCGGGGGGGUCAGGAUGACUCGGCUAGAGCUUGUGACGGCUAUCACAGAGAGAGUGGAGACAAGUGCUUCACGUGUGACCUCUGUGGACGCUCAUACCACCAUGCUGGCUCCCUGCUCAACCAUAAAAAGACGCACUCAGAAAACCUCCACCACUGUACCUUGUGCCUCCAGACUUUCCCUGACCUCCUCGCCCUCCAGAUCCACUCCCAGAUGAAGCGCCACUGCUGUCCAGACUGUGGCAAGACCUUCUGUCUCAUCUCGCACCUGCAGAACCACAUGGAGGUGCACUCCAAGGACCGCACCCUGGUCUGCAGCCCCUGCCAUCAGAGCUUCCCCAACCCAGCCAGGUACCAACAACACCAGGAACUGCACCACCGGGCCCAAGGGCAUUAUCAACAACACAACAUGCAAAUGGAGGAUGACCUAAGCUGGGAAUCGGGACUAGACCAAACCAUGGAGCUCCAAGGCAUCCCCAAGCUGGUCCCGGCGUUUGCCCACAUGCACGGUGGCAUGCCCAACCAGCAGGAGAGCAACGAGGUGCCCUGUAUAGGGGAGAAGAGCCACGUGUGUGAGCACUGCGGCCGCACCUACCGCCAUGCAGGUUCCCUCCUCAACCACAAGAACAGUCACAAGACCGGCGCCUUCUUCUGCUCUGUGUGCCAGAAGGAGUUCACCAACCUGAUGGCGCUGAAGAACCACCGGCGCAUCCACACGGAGCCCAAGCGCUACCAGUGCCUGGAGUGCGGCAAGGCCUUCCGCGUGUCCACCCAGCUCAUCUGCCACCGGAGGAUCCACACCAAAGAGAAGCCCUUCUCCUGCCUGCUGUGCGAAAAGCGCUUCUCCAGCAAGUCAAACCUGCGCCACCACCAGAAGAUGCACCAGAGUGGUGGCCAGGACUACGAGUCCUCCUUCGGCAUGGAUACUAACAGUUUUAUGGACUUGGACAUGGGCUCUUUUCUCUGAGUCAGGACUCUGUGUCAAAUGCUUAUUAUAUUAUUCUCCCCAUUCACUGGACCCCUAUCGGUAAUUGUAAAGUGGCGUGUUCCACAAAGCCCCAGUAGAGACAGCGUUUACUCUUGAUGUUGAACUCUUCAAAGCUGCCUCACAAACAUUUCAUUUUUCUGAUUGUGCUUUGGUCAUACACUUUUGGAGUGGUCGAAGGAUUUCUUAUCUCUAGCAGGGAUUGUGGCACUGUUAAACUUCCCAGAUGGGCACAGGUGACAGUGUCUGUCAAAUCUUUAUAGGAUUAUUUUCGCAUGGAGUGCACAUUGUCAUUGAAUCGUUUAACGGUAUAGGAGUGAGAACUAUUGGACCUCCUUCCAUACUGACUGUAUCAAUGUCCUCACAAGGUAUACAGUCAAUUUCCCAACCAAAGUGAACCGACGUAACAGAACUGUUUCAGCCCAGUUCCUGCAUUUGAGAUUGAUUUAUACAAUGACUCAUAUUUUUAUGAGAAAAGUGCUGUUCUGAAAUUGUAAUUUCCUCUCGCUAUCUAUUACUGUGUUCAGUGCCUCCGUCGGUUCAAUUCUCUGCCCAGCUUAUCAAAAGUGAGGGCUGUUCUCAAUAUUUUGCCAUAGGUUAGAGAAAAGUGAUCAAUUUGACCAUUUCUGAUGUGGCUUCAAUAAGCAUGACCUCCUAGUCUUACCCAGAGGAUGAUAUCAAAGGUAUUUACUGAAAUCAUGUAAUCAAGUUGGUGGUAAUCAAAUGGUUUUAGUGAUGGUGAUAUUCGGGUACACCCUUUGAGUGACAUUUGUAUGCUAAAUGGGCAUAUUUAAUUAUUUAUUCCUGUUCUUUUGACUUAUUUUCAAUUUUUCUGUGUGUACUUUGAUAUAUCAUUUUCUAUGAAUGUUACCUUGACUCUUAAGAAAUAUCCUAUGUAGCAUUUAAGGGAAUUCCUCAAUCUGUAAUUCCAUUCUCAAUUGGUGCGACUCCAACACAGGUAGGAAUGCAUUAGCCAAAGACAGUGGUCUUGCCAGCACUGCGGUUUUGCCACAUUAAAAUGUCUGAUGUGCAAAGCAUUGUAGAUAAUUAUCCAUGUCUGAAUUGGGCAUUACUUUAUUUUUACAGGUGCCAUUUCUCACCCAUGUCUUGUUCAAAUAAGAAUUGUAGCUUUUCUUGUCCAUAAUCACCCUUGACAAUUUUUGAGAAAUUUUGCAAACCCUUUACAAUAAGAAACACGUGCUUUUGACUUCUCAAACUUUCAAAGGUAAACUCAGCAAAAAAUGAAACAUCCUCUCACUGUCAACUAUGGUUAUUUUAAGCAAACAUAACAUCUGUAAAUAUUUGUAUGAACAUAAGAUACAACAACUGAAACAUAAAUUGAACAAGUUCCACAGACAUGUGGUUAACAGAAAUUGAAUAAUGUGUCCCUGAACAAA
Oncorhynchus tshawytscha (Chinook salmon) is the source of this 6669-nucleotide messenger RNA. RefSeq names its product zinc finger protein 646. The transcript has 4 exons. NCBI's taxonomy places the organism in Eukaryota, Metazoa, Chordata, Actinopteri, Salmoniformes, Salmonidae. The coding region runs from base 665 to 5254 and encodes 1529 amino acids. The record is from RefSeq and is a predicted model, not a curated record.